Messenger RNA from Zychaea mexicana, 3630 nucleotides. RefSeq names its product trafficking protein particle complex subunit 10. The transcript has 23 exons. Gene Ontology annotation, cellular component: TRAPPII protein complex. NCBI's taxonomy places the organism in Eukaryota, Fungi, Mucoromycota, Mucoromycetes, Mucorales, Lichtheimiaceae. The record is from RefSeq and is a predicted model, not a curated record. The coding region runs from base 32 to 3559 and encodes 1175 amino acids. Gene Ontology annotation, biological process: early endosome to Golgi transport; intra-Golgi vesicle-mediated transport.
CUUUAACUUGAGAACACACCGAGUCGCUAAAAUGAACGGCAGAAAGGUCACCGUCACCUAUUGCGACGAGUUUGAUGUUUGGCCACUUGUAGCAAACGACCUUUCAUCACGGCUCCCCUUAAGGAAUCUACAAUGGCAUCCAUCCAGCCAACGUUCUGAACGAUUCAUUCCAUCCCUCGAAGUCGACUUGCAGCGGUUCAACUUUGACCAGGUUCCACUACCAUUGCUCGCUGCACAUACGACGUACCUGAACCUCUAUUUUGUCAACUGCGAUGAUAACGACGCGUAUAAGAACAAGGUCAAAAAACAGAUCAAGACGUGGGUGGAUUUAAUCGGAACCAAAAAGAACCAAGAAUGGUUAAUUGUCUAUGUUGCUGGCCAAGACACGAAGCGCAGUAACAACUAUCUCGGCUUGAAAACUACGGUCUUUGAUAAGAUCCGUGCAGACUUUAGUCAAGGAAAACGUGAUAGGUGCGCAUAUAUUCGUAUCGUAGACCCGGAUGGACCAUCGUCUGAACUUUGGGGCGGAUUUAUUGAAAAGAUGAAGGAAAGCAUACUGGCGAGUUUCGAUAUGCAGGUGUUACAAAUUCAGGAGGAUGCUCGACGAUUGGAUUUGCAGCGCAAUAUGCCUGGAUGGAACUACUGCACUUUUUUCAUACUUAAAGAAGGACUUGCACAAGCUUUUGAAAUCAUGUCGUUAUAUGAGGAUGCUCUAAUUCAGUAUGACGAACUUGAGGCAUCAUUUUUCCAGGUGUUGAGAGAUAAGGCACUUGCUUGGUUUGGGCAUUUUGGUGCAACGGAUCCAGGAGAUGAUUGUGGCAAUAUUAUGGAUUUUAAACGAAAGGAUUAUCGCGAGCUGAUCAACAAAAACGUUAUCUCAGUCUUCGAUUUCCGCUGCUACUUGUUCGCACGACAAACGCGAAUGCUAUUAAAGCUACAAAGAACCAUAGAAAUCUGCAAGCGUGGUCAACUAUUUAUCAGCAGUUUCAUACCAGCGAUCCGAGAAAAUGAGGAUGUUCUGGUGGAUAAUUUUGUGGAAUCCUGGGUAUUUUCUGCAUGCAUGAAUAUCGUGAACGAAUGUGAGCCUUUAUCGACGAAUCUUUCAGCAGCUGAUCCAAACUUUAUUGCGCUCUACAGUGCAGUGAAGGCGGACUUAUUGCUGACUGCAAGAAGACAGUUGGAUAAGCUGGGUAUCAAGCAUAAACACCUUCCUGUUACCGAGCCCUUUUCUAUCUUUUUGGAUACUAAGCUCAACGACGACACCGCAAAAUCGCCACCAGCAAAACCCAAAGGACCUAUGACCAAUGAGAAGCUUCUCGAAGCUAUCAACUCUGUAGAAGCUUUUGACAAAAUGUACAUGGCUUUGAGCACACGUGCCAUCAAAAGCUACGACGCUUGCCAUCGGCCAAAAGCUGCACUCACUGUUCAUGGAGACAUUGCCGCACUCAAGUAUACUCGUGACAAGCUUGACGAAGCAGUACGGAUCUAUGAAUCAAUGAUUUGGCGAUAUGACGAGCAAGAGUGGGGCUCUAUCGAGAACAGCCUGCUUAUAAAGUGUGCCGAUUCACAGCAGCGUCUGGGAAAAACUGAUCAAUAUAUUGAAUCGCUGCUAACCUUACUAAAGAAUGCAAAAUGGCUGUCCAAGGAUGAAGCCACUCGGUAUAUGGAAGACCUCCUCUCUAAUGUUCACAAGCUUGAUUCUGAUAUACGACGAGCAUUUUCUCCGAUGUUUGGAAUAACCGUCGUGUCUAUCAUUGAUGAACAAUCCACGGUUGAAAGCAGCAGCGUCGAGAUCUGUAUAGAGAACCAUUUGCCUAAGAGCCUCCAUUGUGAUAAUCUCUGUCUGCGUCUUGUAGGCAAUGACCCAGAGCAGGUGUGGUUCGACACUAAAGACCUGGACUUGGCACCAGGAAAGAACAAAAUAUAUCUUACAAGCAAGACGUCAACCUCCGGAAAUUAUGUUGUCGAAGCAUGUGAAAUGCAUGUUGGCAAGCUGGUAUUUAUGCACAAUUUCAUGAAAGACGGACAAAAGAAGCGUAUUUUACGCCUCAACCAUGACAUGAACCGUCUCCAAGCAACAGUGUGCCAACCAGAUCAGAUAUGCCUUGGUGAGCGCCAGCAGUUGGCUGUGCGGAUCAGCACUGGAAAGAAACAUAUUACAGGCGGAAAAGUGUUGCUGGAGCCACAAAUGGAAGGUUUUGCUUUACUAAAAACUGAGAAAGUGUCUGCGACACUUCGAGGCUGUGAAGAUGAAGAAGAUGCCCCCAGAACUUUGGAACUCGAUAUGCUGGAAAGCGGUGAGAUUGUUCUUCCUGAGUGCGAACCGAAUCAAACGCUAGGACUUCUUGUCGAAUAUGAAGGUUCAUACACUGAAUUCGAAUACAGGAUAAAAACGACCAUCACAUAUGAGAGCGAAGGCAAUACUCGAGAGUUUGUAUCCGCACACUCGAUCCAUGUCACAGUCCCACUCGUUGUUACGGAGACCAGCAUUUUCCGAGAAACAUGCGUAUUUCUUAAAGUUGACGUAUCAUGUAAUGGUGACCAUCCUGUUCGGAUAUUAGAGUCCAAGCUUUUCCCAUCCAAGUCAUACGUGGUGGAGAGCAGUUCUGCUGUUGAGCAGUGGGAUUUGACUUUGUUCCCCAAGCAGGUGGCUACAUUUGUGUAUAAGCUAGUGAAACGAGAUGAUGUGGAUCAUGAUCUCAAACCAAAGGUACGAUUUUACGCCAAGUAUCACACACUGAAAGACGAGGUGGAAGCAAGUAUUGGCGCUAUGCUUGAAAGGAAGUUGCAAAAGCAUCAUGCUAGUCAGCACUUUACAUACGUUUUCUCUAAAGUCAAGGAAGCCUUCCUGUCAUCGAUUGACUAUGUCAGUUAUGGCUUGACCGAUGUGGUUCAUCUGGAGGAUUUUGAUGCCGAGCUGUGCGAAUCAUUUUUACUGAACCGCGACUUGAAAACUAAAGUUGAGUUACUAGAUCUUAUUGAAGAGUUUUUUGAGGAGCAUGAAGCUAUCACUGUACGUACGAUUAAAGAUAAUUCACCUAAGCCUCGUACAAAUGCCAUUAUUUUCCCUCUUGAGGUGCCAAUUUCCAAGGUUCUGCAUACUGCGGAGCUGGUACUCACGAAUCCCGCAAAGGAAUUGCUUGUCUCGGAACGGUGUCCUUGUACUUUACGUAUAAAGCAGUCGGCUGACUGGUCCACUGCAGAGAUGAACGGCGCUGGCCCAUCCCACAAUGAAUUUUACUAUGACAUAGACGUAGACUACGACAACUGGCUGCUCUCAGGGAAACGUCGCUUACGGUUCACAUCAAAGCCUGGACACGUUUUCGAGUUCCCAGUGGAUCUGGUUCCUCUCAAGACUGGUAACCUGCUACUACCUUGCGUCCGUGUUUCCGCGAAUUCUGCCAACAUAUCUGCUGCUACAUUUUACGUAAAUAGUGCUCAACAGAUCCUUGUCCGAGCCAAAUCCAAGACUGCCACAUUCUUUGUGGAACAACAGCAACGAUUCCUGCAACCUCAAAACACCACAGCGUAUGCACCAGAUAUCUCCACCCCAUCAUAAAUUCCUAUCCUUGUAUUAUUUACACCGCAAGAUUAACCAUAAGUUUAUAUAAAUAUAAUUGAGCGAACGGU